AUGAGCGAAUCGGAGUUACAACAGCUACAAGUCCUGUGUGAGGCUAUGUAUUGCGGAAAUAAGGAAGAACAGAAUCAAGCGCACACAAUAUUAUUGCCCUUAGUGAACAAUGUGGGUAAUGUAAGCAAAUUAAAAAAUAUCUUGGGAAAUACAAGUCAUGUGCAUACAUUAAUUUUCACAACGUCUGGUUUACUUCAAUUAAUUACAAAUGAAUGGAAUAAAAUAGAACAAAAUGAAAAAGAUGAAUUAAAAGAUUUCAUUUUGACGUACUUAUACAACAAAGGAGUAGAUAUCCUAAAUUUAUCAUCCAACGUUUUGGGAAAUUUGGUGAGGUUAUAUGUCCGUAUAGUAAAAUUAUCAUGGCUAGAGAAUACAAAUUAUUCAUUAAUAAUAAAACAAGUAGAUUAUUUUUUAAAUUCAGUAACGAGCCAUUGGAUUAUUGGGCUCUACAUCUAUGCAGCAUUGAUAGAAGACAUGCACCCACAAUGUGGAAUAAAUUCAGCAAAGAAUAGAAGAUGUGCAAUAUCAUUUCGAGAUUAUGUAUUAAAAGAUAUAUUUAAAGUUGGGAUAGAAACAUUAGAAGAAUUUGUAAAAGGAAGCAUAAGAAUAGAACUAAGAAUGGAUGAAAAUAGACUAUUAAUUAAAAUUUUAGAACUAAUAUAUAAUAGUUUAUCCUUUGAUUUUAUGGGGACAAUGAUAAAUGAUGAAAGUUCGGAUGAAAAUGUAUCACUUAUGAUACCUCAGUCAUGGGAUAUAUUUAAUGAGAAAAAUAUUCCAAAAUUAUUUUUUGAUAUGUAUGAAAUUUGUAUGUCCGAUGAAGAUGAUUUGAGAAACUGUUGUGGGAAAUAUUGUUUACGAUGUUUAAUACUUUUGGGAGGUUUGAGAAAAACUUUUUUCUCAAGUGAAAAGCAAAAAAUACAUUAUAUGAAUGAAUUCUUAGGUGGCCUUAACAAUAUUAUAGAGAAAAAAAUAGGCUUACAUGAUGAGGAUUGUUUUCAUGAGUUAUGUCGAUUGAUAGGGAAAAUCGAUACUAGCAUUCGUUUGCAAGAAUUAAGUACUUAUCCCAAUUUUCUUUCCUGGUGCCACAAUAUAUAUUUAUUCACAAUUGAUGGUAUGAAGAAUUGGAAAUACCUUUGUAAUAGUAAACAUUAUCUGUUAGGUAUUUGGAGUAAUAUGCUAAAUAUAAUUCCAGCAAAAGUGAUAAAAGAAAUUAAUAGUCGAACUGAUGAAAACGAAUUAUUGAAAGACGUGUUAAGUAAUAAAAAUAUUUUUUUAAAAAAAAAUCCUAUAUCAAAUAGUUUCAGUUCGCACGAUAUUGAUAAUAAAUUCUUAAUUAUUUGUGAUUAUAUUUACGACAUAAGUAUGGUUUUUAUAAAUACCAGAUUAGAAUUAGCCAAAUAUAUUUGCGAACAAGGGGACAAUUGUGAAAUGGAAAAUCCAUUAUACAAUGAUGUCCUACGAAGUGAACAAUUAGAAUUGAUUUCAAAUUUAUCCAAAUUACAAUAUCAUUUUAUUGGAGCUAAAUUGCUAUCUAUUUUUUACGAAUUAAGACAUAAUCAUGAAAAUAAUCUUAUCACAAAAUCGGUAUUUAUUGAACAAACUACUUGGCUAGUUUUCAUCAUUGCAUCUAUCAUAUCCAGCAGUGCUGCUUUGAAUAUGAAAAGUGCAUCUUUUGAAACUUUCAAGAUAAACUCAGAACUUUGUUUUCUCGUUUUCUCCCUCAUGGAGCAAACGAAUAAAUCUGCAGAAGUAUUUGAAUAUCUCGAAUUUGCCUAUUUGAACUGUUUGGAAUUGUUUAAGAAAGUGUACAUUAGCGGGAAAAAAAAUAAUAACUUUUUGAAAGAAAUGAAAUCUGUUGCCAUGAGAAUCACCACUCCUUCUAGUAGUACGGGUGAUAGUGGAGGUACAAGAACAGAAGGAACUAAUUCAAGUGUAAUAACCCCUGAAAAUGAUAACAACAAGAAUUUUGCAUUUGCAUCCACGAGCGGUGCAAAUAAUGUGACGUCAAACUUUAUGAAUAACAAUAACAUUAAUUUUUCUACCCCAUCGUUAAUUACGAACCAAGAUGAUGAUGAGAAUAACGAUCCACUUAUAGAUCUGAUCGUGAGUAAAAUAUUAUUCAAUCUGAACAAUAGAACCGAUUGUGAACAAAUUGUGAAAAGAAGCUUGGAUUUAUUUCACGACCUGGUAUCAGGAAUGAACAUUGUAUGUUUAGAAGAUAAAACACCAAAACUGAUUGUCUUUGCAAGAAUGUUAUUAAAAAAUGAAAAGGUAUUAAAUUUAUUGCACAAUAGAAAUAAUAAAUUUUUAGAAAUAGCAAAAUAUUAUAAAUAUAGAACGAAUUAUUAUUUAAUAUUGACAAAAUUAUUAUUUAUGGAACAGAAUCUUGUUUCAUCAUCCUUUGAAAAGUAUAUUUUACCAAUUAAUAAUUUACUAGAAUGUAUAAAGAGAGAAAUAAAUGUAAAUGGAAAAGAUAUCAUUUUAAAAAAUAAUGAAAUUAAGUUAUCCUUUAUUGGGGCCUUAAGAGAUUUAAGAGGGAUUUGUAUGGCUUGUAAUAAUGUAGAAACGUACACUAUGUUUUUUAAUUUUUUCAUAAAUAGUUAUCCCUUAGAAGAUAAUCAAAUGAACAUAUUAACUUCCCUAGUGGAUGUCAUAUGGGAUAGCUAUGAUAUAUGUAUUCCUUUUCUCAAAUUUAUGUGUGAAUUUGUUUACAACAAAUCACAAAGAAUUACUUUUCCCAAAUCAUCUCCAAAUGGUAUACUAUUAUUUAAAGUUGUUUCUAAUAUUUUAAUUAUCAUAUCAAAUAAUUUAUUACAGAAAGAAAAAUUUAUGGAUAUUUACAAAGAGAAAUAUAAAAUAAUAUCUCUUUUACUAAACAUGUUUAAUAAUUGUUUAAAUGGAGACUUUGUAAAUUUUGCUAUUUUCGAUUUGUAUAAUGAUGACAUAUUAAAUAAUUCUCUCAAUUUGGCAUUAAACAUGUGUUUGGUGAUUCCAACCAAUGAUUUAUUAUCCUACAUCAAGCAUUUGAAGCCAUAUUUUUCUUUUCUCGAUUUGGUUACCAAGAACUUUUUUCAACGUAUUCUGAGCUUGGAAUUUCAGCUCAUUGCUGAUAUUAUUCAUAAUGUUAAGGAGGGUCUCUGUUCCUUUGAUUAUACAGUAUCCAUGACUUGUUGUUCCAUUCUGGAUAACAUCGUUACGUACAUAUUUACCAAUAGAAAAAAUUCGAAUGAGCAAGGACAGAUAAUAAAGAACUUUUUGGAAAGUCAACCACAAGCCCUCAAGGAAGUGCUGAACUUGAUGUUCCACCUGAUAUUGGGAGGCGAUUUCGGAAGUACCUGGAGCAUGUCUCAGCCAUUAUUAGGACUAAUUUUACUUGACACACAGGGGUACUUUAAAAUACAAGAACAGCUCAUUUCUCAGCAGAGCGAAGAGAAAAAACAAAAGCUAAGGCACAGCUUUUGUAAAUUAAUGGAUCACAUUGAGUCAAAUUUGGCCCCAAGCAACAGGGAUAAUUUCACGAGAAACCUAUACACCUUUGCACAAGAAAUAAGAAACAUCCUUAUUUGA
Messenger RNA from Plasmodium gonderi, 3567 nucleotides. Its product is annotated as Ran-binding protein. Lineage: Eukaryota; Apicomplexa; Aconoidasida; Haemosporida; Plasmodiidae. Bases 1 to 3567 code for a protein of 1188 amino acids. The record is from RefSeq and is a predicted model, not a curated record. The transcript has 6 exons. Gene Ontology annotation, molecular function: nuclear export signal receptor activity; small GTPase binding. Gene Ontology annotation, biological process: protein export from nucleus. Gene Ontology annotation, cellular component: nuclear pore; cytoplasm.